Fusarium falciforme is the source of this 3999-nucleotide messenger RNA. RefSeq lists its product as hypothetical. The coding region runs from base 1 to 3999 and encodes 1332 amino acids. The record is from RefSeq and is a predicted model, not a curated record. Gene Ontology annotation, biological process: nuclear migration involved in conjugation with cellular fusion; establishment of mitotic spindle orientation. Lineage: Eukaryota; Fungi; Ascomycota; Sordariomycetes; Hypocreales; Nectriaceae. The transcript is spliced from 2 exons. Gene Ontology annotation, cellular component: cell tip; spindle; spindle pole body.
AUGCCGGAUUUCAAGCCUGGGCAGAUCGUCCAGCUCUCGGACGGCCGCAAGGGCACCGUCCGCUUCGCUGGCCCUACCCACUUCCAGGUCGGCGAGUGGGUGGGCGUCGAGCUCGAGGAGAAGACGGGCAAGAACGAUGGCAGCGUCCAGGGCGAGCGGUACUUUGACUGCCCCAUGGGCUAUGGCAUGUUUGUCAAGCCCAUGAUGGCCACCAUCAUCGCCCAGGCCCCCGCCCCUAGGCCCGCGCGCAAGCCCUCCCGCCCGAGCAGCUUCAACCCGGCCGCGGGGAGGACGUCGAGCGCGGGGGACGCUGGACUCGGUAGGAGGAAGAGCCUGAAUGCCCCGAGCCCGAGCCCGGUACCUAGAGUGGCCAGGCCGACCAGCAUUGCAAGAUCUCCCACGAAAUCGCCUACUAAGCAGAUGAGUGCUUCUUCAAGUGCUGCCGUAUCUCGAACAGGAACACCCUCCAAUCCCCGUGUACCAUCCGCGGGGUCCAAGUCUCGCCCGUCUGUUGGAGGGUCGCGAACCUCUAUGGGACCACCGCCACCCCCUGCCACCCGGACGACAAGACAGGCCUCCACAUCUUCAGUUUCAUCACGAGCAGGAGGACCUAUUCCAAGGACUGCAAGCGGUCGCUUGUCCUUGAGCGGACCAAGAGCGGUAUCGCGACCAAGCUCACGACCAAGCUCUGUGACAAGACGGACAUCAGUGGAUUCUCUGGCAGGGAGGGAUCAUGGCUCAUCUGACAGAGACAGUAUUGCCUCCCCUGUGAAGGAUAACGGGGACAUAUUAUCGCCACAACCCAGAAGCCCCGUCCAGGCGAGAACAAAAGCCUUGGAGAAGCUCACAGGAGGGACCUCAUCACGAACAUCCACACCACCCGUGUCUAGGAAACCCGCCCCUGCAGCUCGACCCGCUGGGAGCACCGCUGCAAGCCGGGAAAUUGAGGAUCUCAAGGCGAAGCUGAAGGUUUUGGAACGCAAGCGGGCCGAGGACCGGGAUAAGUUGAAGCAGCUCGAAAAGGUUCAGGGAGAGAGAGACAAAUUUGAGAGCGUCAUUCAGAUGCUGCAGCAAAAGUAUCAACCACAGCAACAGGAGAACAAUGAGUUGAAGAAGUUAUUGAAAGAGGCGGAAAUGAGGUUGGAAUCCAUUGAGGAGAUUCAGGCCGAGCACGACAGCAUAUUAGAAUUGGCCACACUCGACCGAGAGAUGGCCGAGGAGACAGCCGAGGUUCUCAAGGUUGAGCUAGACGCCCUGAAGGAGAAGGCCGAAGAGUUGGAGCUUGAGGUCGAGAUUCUCCGAGAAGAAAACGAGGAAUACAGCAAGGGCAUGACCCCCGAGGAGCGAUCCAGCACUGGAUGGCUACAGAUGGAACGCACAAACGAGCGAUUACGAGAGGCUCUUUUGCGGUUACGCGACUUGACGCAAGCGUCAGAGGAGGAGCUCAAGGAUCAGAUCGCGGGAUUGGAGGAGGACCUGAAGGAGUUUAAUACCGUCAAGGAAGAGUACGGCGUGUGCCGAGAAAAGCUCGAACAGUCCCAAUCGGCUGUUGAGGACCUUCGGCAACAACUGGACAAUGCACUUGGUGCUGAGGAUAUGAUCGAAGACCUUACGGAACGCAACAUGAGCAUGGCUGAGCAGAUUGAGGAGCUGAAGGCUGUGAUUGACGACCUUGAAAGCCUCAAGGAGAUUAACGAUGAGCUGGAAAUCAACCACGUACAGAACGAGAAGGAAAUGCAAGAGGAGCUCGACUUCAAGGACAGCGUCAUUACCGAGCAGGCUCGACGAGCCGUCCAGCAAGAAGAGUCACUGGAGGAUAUGGAGUAUACCCUGUCGCGAUUCCGUGAGCUGGUGACGAGCUUGCAAAGCGACUUGGACGAUAUGAGAGCCUCGCAGGCCGUCACCGAGGGCGAGUCGGAGAAGCUCAAUGAUCGAUCCCGAGCUAUGAUGGAUCUCAACAUGAAGCUCCAGAUCUCGGCAGCCAAGGCUCAAGUCAAGACGAUCGACCUGGAGCUGCGACGACUGGAGGCCCAGGAGGCAGAGCAGCACCUGGAGAUUGUCAAGCUUUUCCUGCCUGACACCUAUAAGGAGGAUCAGGACUCUGUGCUUGCUCUGCUCCGCUUCCGUCGUCUGACCUUCAAGGCCAACCUCCUCAACGGCUUCAUCCGAGAGCGACUCAACGGACAGCCUCAUCCUGGACACGAGGACGACGUAUUUGCUGGCUGUGACGCUUCGGACAAGCUGGUCUGGGUAUCCAACAUGUGCGACCGCUUCGUCAAUGACAUCAGCCAUUGCUCUAUCGAGCAGUUCUCUAGGUACCAGAACGCGCUGCACGAGCUGGAGCCCGUUGAGCGUGCUCUGAACGUCUGGAUCGACGGCUUGCGAAGGGAUGAGCUGAAGGAGCAGAAGUGCGCCGACGAGCUGCACCGUACCAUUGCUCUCCUCUCUCAUCUCGGAGAGGUGCACAUCUCGAACAACUUGGCCAACUAUGCCGACGACGCUCAUAUGAAGGCCAUGCUGAUGCAGAGCCACCUCGACUCUGCGGCUGUUUCCUUCAACACUCUUCGAAACCUCGUCCACCGUGUGGUCCCGGCUGAGGGCGAAGAGGAGGAGCUGGCGCAGCACUUUGCCAAGAAGUCCGAGGCUGUCAUUACUCAGACCCGAGGCGCCAAGGUCAUUGCUGGCAAGGCUGUGCGAGCUCUUCAGGACCUUCGAACUAGGUCUCUGUCUCUGCUGCCGGAUACGAGCGAGGCAUUUGAGCAGUGCUGUGAGGCAACCCAAGAGCUUGCUGACCUGGCACGCCAAAUCGGUCUCGGCCUUCAUGAGCUUCUUACCUCGGAUGAGACCAGGACUGAGCCGUUUACAUAUGUUGAGGUGCAGUCGGCGGUUCACAAGACCGUGCUCGCUGUUAGCACUUCAAGCGAGUCGGAUCUCUUCUCCAGCUACCUGGCUAAGCUGCGCACCGUCACAACUCAGAUCACAGACUUGGCCUCGUUGGCUACAGACCUCGACCAAGUUCAGGAGUUCGAUGUGGCCCCUGCCCCCUGGCGGCUGCGGUCGCAGGAGCUCAAGGCUCUCAAGACCAUCCCUGUUGACGCCGAGGAGGAGCUUCGUCGCCUUAAGGAGGAGCAUAGCGAGGCUCGCCGCACCAUUGCGCAGCGCGACGAACACCUUAGCACGGCCGUGCUCAAGAUCGAGACGCUCGAGUCGAGAAUGCGGGAUGCCCAGGCUAACAUUGAGCGCAUCUCGAAUCUGCAGAGCGAGCUCGAAGCUUCGGGCCAGCAGAUUGGCAGCCUCAAGGAGGAUAUCGAGAAGCAGGACCGCGAGCUCAAGAACCUCGAGUCAGAGCGCGACAAGUGGAAGAAGAUUGCCAGCGACAGCCGUGCCUUUGCUGACGGCGCUGAUGCCGCUGGUGCCAAGGCUGGCCAGGAGCGUGCCGUUGCCACCGCCCGCGAGAUGGACGCCCUCAAGAAGGACAUCGAGAGCCUGCAGUCGGCCGUCCGGUACUUGCGUGACGACAACCGUCGGGCUCGCACUUCGGAGCAGCAGAGAUACGACUGGCUGGCCGAGCCCCUUCAAAAGCCCAAGACCGUUACCGAGCAGCGCCGCGGCCUCAUCGCCGCCGAGGGCAGGGAUGUCCUCAGCGAGCUCGUCAAGAUGGCCUCUUCGGCCUCCUUGUACAACUUCUCGGCCCUGCCCGAGGACAAGCUCGCCUGGAAGCCCGCCCGGUCCACGCCUCAGUACCACGCCGCUAAGCAGCAGGAGGACUACGCCGCCUGGACCGCCUGGGAGGACUCGGUCCUCCACAAGGCCCACGUGCUCCAGGGCCAGACGGCCAAGGUCGAGCGGAGGAAGGCGGCCCUAGGCCGGAACCCGGCGGCCCGGCUGCGCAUCAGGCUCCCCGGCGCCGACGGAAAAGUGGUGCCCGGGUCCGGGCGGGACGUGCAGAUUGUGGGAUCGCGCGAGUGGGAGGCUCUACAAGGGCGAAUCGCUGUAUGA